Molecule: messenger RNA, 7480 nt
Organism: Orbicella faveolata
Lineage: Eukaryota; Metazoa; Cnidaria; Anthozoa; Scleractinia; Merulinidae
Source: RefSeq, a predicted model, not a curated record
AAUAUUGAUGUUCCGUUGACUCUUAAUCUUAAUGUGUGCGCUCCUGCUUAGUUGGCCAUGGCUGAGUUUAUAAGCAAUGAAGUGUCAGGUUUAUCAACAAACGUGUGUAAAAUCAACCGAGUUGUACUAAGUAAAGGGGUAAGACUUCUCUUUUGAGCUCAUCCUGGUCACGUACCGCAAAUUGAACACUCGGACAACGCCUAGGAAGUUACGUAACCGAUUUUUACGUUCACUCCUCUUCUUCCGAAACACGUUUCCUUUCUGUGGAAAAUUUCGUCGAAGACUUUGUCAGGACGCUGACUUGAACUAAUGAAAUAUGUAGAUUACACCCAGUUCCCAGAGACACCAGGCCCCACGCGGUUGUCACAGGCUUCAGCGCGUGUUGCAAGAAGAAAACAGAAAGGUGAAUAAUUUCCGUUUCGCUGCAGGAAUCAGCGUUGGUCUCUAGGAGCUAAAGUAUCGAUUGUAUACGAUAUGGAGGUUCUUUCCCCACAAAACCAACCUUCUGACGAUUGGCAAUCCCUGGAUGAGUCUUGGGACUCCCGUUUGCCGACUCCAUUAGCAUUGGACUUCUCUUCACUGAGAGAUGAUGAUGAUGAAGUGAUGUCAGACACACAGAGGAGUUAUACAAAUGGCAACGCUGAAGAUUUUUACCCAAAUGGUGAUGGGUAUCAAGACCAACCAGCCACACCAGACGGUCAGCAUGUGUUAACAACAAGUAAUGGAUUCACUGAGGGAGAAACUGAAUAUCUUCAAAUGGCAAGGAAAGGUGGUGGACAUUCAGAUCUAUUAAAAGUUGAUCCUCACACUCCCACCUCUGAGCCAGUGAAAUAUGACAAAAAGGACGGACAGUGGUAUGCUCAUAAUGGAGUAGAUAUACAAGACACACAGCAGAGGAAAGAAAUGAUGACAGUGCCUAGUCGGUCACAGUCAUCUCCGGACAGUUCAGUGGACAUCGAGACAGAUACGGAAUAUCUUAAAAUUGCAAAGAAAGGUGGAGGGCAUAAAGAUUUAUUGACAGUGGAUCCUCACACACCUACCCCUGAACCAGUGAAGUAUGACAAGACAGACGGACAGUGGUACACUCAUGAUGGAGUAGAUAUCAAAGAGACGCAGCAGAGAAAAGACUUGUCUUUAGCUCUUGAUGGAUGGGAACUCAAUGGGGAUGCAGAAUCUGCAGCAGGAGGAAAGCAAACAGGAUAUCUUGACCUGGCCAAGAAAGGUGGAGGGCACAAAGAUCUGUUGACCAUUGAGGAUCACACUCCAUCCCCUGAGCCACUGAAAUAUGAAAAAAAGGGCGGAGACUGGUAUAACCAAGAUGACAUGGUCAUCAAAGAUGGUCCACAAGAUACUGGAGUAGUGCAGAAGCGUCGAAGGACUUACAGUGACUCUUUAGCUGAGUGUAAAGCUGAAACGGAAUACUUAAGGACUGCAAGGAAGGGAGGAGGGCAUAAAGAUCUUUUGACAACAGAAGCCCAUGUGCUUACUCCUGAACCAAUCAAAUAUGAAAAGAAGGACGGACAGUGGUACACUCAUGAUGGAGUGGAUGUUAUAGAGACUCAAGCAAGGAAAGAAAUGGUUACUCUGCCUAGCAGUCCACGCCCAUCAAGUGCCGCAAGCUCUAUAGAUAUUGAGACAAACACAGAUUAUCUAAAGAUUGCCAAGAAAGGUGGAGGACAUAAAGAUCUGUUGACAAUAGAUCCUCACACACCCACCCCUGAACCAGUGAUGUUUGACAAGACAGACGGACAGUGGUACACUCAUGAUGGAGUGGAUGUCAAAGAGACACAACAGAGGAAAGACUUGUCAGCAAACAUAAAUAGUCCUGGUCACAAUGUAGAUGAAAUUGUAGCAGCAGGAGAAAACAGUGGAGACUACUUGAAGCUGGCAAAGAAAGGAGGCGGGCAUCAAGAUUUAUUAACAAUAGAUCCUCACUCACCCACCCCUGAACCAGUCAAAUACGACAAGAAGGAUGGACAGUGGUACACUCAUGAUGGGGUGGAUGUAAAGGACACUCAACAAAGAAAAGGUAAUUUUCUAUUUUACAAAUAUGAAAAGAAGGACGGACAGUGGUACACUCAUGAUGGAGUGGAUGUUAUAGAGACUCAAGCAAGGAAAGAAAUGGUUACUCUGCCUGGCAGUCCACGCCCAUCAAGUGCCGCAAGCUCUAUAGAUAUUGAGACAAACACAGAUUAUCUAAAGAUUGCCAAGAAAGGUGGAGGACAUAAAGAUCUGUUGACAAUAGAUCCUCACACACCCACCCCUGAACCAGUGAUGUUUGACAAGACAGACGGACAGUGGUACACUCAUGAUGGAGUGGAUGUCAAAGAGACACAACAGAGGAAAGACUUGUCAGCAAACAUAAAUAGUCCUGGUCACAAUGUAGAUGAAAUUGUAGCAGCAGGAGAAAACAGUGGAGACUACUUGAAGCUGGCAAAGAAAGGAGGCGGACAUCAAGAUUUAUUAACAAUAGAUCCUCACUCACCCACCCCUGAACCAGUCAAAUACGACAAGAAGGAUGGACAGUGGUACACUCAUGAUGGGGUGGAUGUAAAGGACACUCAACAAAGAAAAGAAAUGGUAACAGUUGCAAGUAGUCCUCGACCAGAAAACAGUUCAAUGGAAGUUGAAACAGAAACACAAUACCUUAAAAUUGCAAAAAAAGGUGGAGGGCAUAAAGAACUGUUGACAGUUCAACCUCACUCACCCACCUCUGAGCCAGUGACAUACGAUAAGAGAGACGGACAGUGGUACACUCAUGAUGGAGUGGAUGUGAAGGACACACAACAAAGGAAAGAAUUAGCCGUAACUCUUGAAGCCCAACAUGGCGCAGAAAGUCUAACAGCCGCUGGAGGAAAUAACAGAGAUUAUCUUGACCUGGCAAAGAAAGGAGGAGGGCAUACAGAUCUGUUGACAAUAGACCCUCACUCACCCACCCCUGAACCAGUGAGUUAUGACAAGACAGAUGGACUGUGGUACACUCAUGAUGGAGUGAAUGUGAAGGACACACAGCAAAGAAAAGAAUCAACUGUGUCAGUUGAAGAUCAGAGGAACAGUGAGGGUCUGGUGGCUGCGGGAGGUAAUAACAGAGAAUAUCUUGAGUUGGCAAAGAAGGGUGGAGGCCAUGAAGAUCUAUUGACAAUAGAGCCCCACACACCCACCCCUGAACCGGUCAAAUAUGACAAGACAGAUGGACAGUGGUACACUCAUGAUGGAGUGGAUGUCAAAGAAACACAACAGAGAAGAGAUCUGUCCGUGACUCUUGAAAGCAUUCCAGAAGAUUUGUCAGCAGCUGGAGAAAUCAAUGGGGAAUAUCUUAAAAUGGCAAAGAAAGGAGGGCGCAAAGAUUUGUUGGCAAUAGAACCUCACACCCCUACCCCUGAACCAGUGAGAUACGACAAGAAGGAUGGGCAGUGGUACACUCAUGAUGGAGUGGAUGUCAAAGAUACACAACAGAGAAAAGAAAUGGUAACAGUUGUCAGUAGUCCUCGCUCACCAAACCUGGACACAACAAAGGAAGUUGAGACAGAAACAGAUUACCUUAAGAUUGCCAAGAAAGGUGGAGGGCACAAAGAUCUGUUAACCAUUGAACCUCACUCACCCACCCCUGAACCAGUAAAAUACAAUAAGGAGGAUGGACAGUGGUACACUCAUGAUGGAGUUGAUGUCAAAGACACACAACAAAGAAAAGAAAUGGUCACAGUGUCAGCUAGUCCACGCCCAGCAAGCACAGAGAGUUCUGUAAAUAUUGAGAUAGAAACUGAUUAUUUAAAGAUUGCCAAGAAAGGUGGAGGGCAUAAAGAUCUAUUGACAAUAGAGCCCCACACACCCACCCCUGAACCGGUCAAAUAUGACAAGACAGAUGGACAGUGGUACACUCAUGAUGGAGUGGAUGUCAAAGAAACACAACAGAGAAGAGAUCUGUCCGUGACUCUUGAAAGCAUUCCAGAAGAUUUGUCAGCAGCUGGAGAAAUCAAUGGGGAAUAUCUUAAAAUGGCAAAGAAAGGAGGGCGCAAAGAUUUGUUGGCAAUAGAACCUCACACCCCUACCCCUGAACCAGUGAGAUACGACAAGAAGGAUGGGCAGUGGUACACUCAUGAUGGAGUGGAUGUCAAAGAUACACAACAGAGAAAAGAAAUGGUAACAGUUGUCAGUAGUCCUCGCUCACCAAACCUGGACACAACAAAGGAAGUUGAGACAGAAACAGAUUACCUUAAGAUUGCCAAGAAAGGUGGAGGGCACAAAGAUCUGUUAACCAUUGAACCUCACUCACCCACCCCUGAACCAGUAAAAUACAAUAAGGAGGAUGGACAGUGGUACACUCAUGAUGGAGUUGAUGUCAAAGACACACAACAAAGAAAAGAAAUGGUGACAGUUUCCAGCAGUCCACGUCCAACAAACUUGGACAGUUCAGUGAACGUCAAGACAGACACAGAAUACCUCAAGAUUGCAAAGAAAGGUGGUGGGCAUAAAGAUCUUUUAACAAUGGAGCCACACACUCCGUCUCCAGAGCCACAGAGAUACCAGAAGAAUGGAGGAGACUGGUACAAUCAAAAUAGCACAGACACACCAAGAUCCUCAGCUCCACCAAGUCCACGCAAAAAUAACAGCGAUGACAUAGACUACUUAAUCCUGGCCAGGAAGGGCGGUGGACACAGUGAUUUAUUGACAAUAGAGCCCCACACUCCCACCCCAGAACCAGUCAAAUAUGACAAGAAGGACGGACAGUGGUACACUCAUGAUGGAGUCGAUGUAAAGGACACACAACAGAGAAGAGAUCAGACACCUAGUUCUCGUCGGAGUCCGCGUAAAAACACAAGAGACUCAAAACUAGACAUCAACACUAAUACAGAAUACCUUAAAAUUGCUAGGAAAGGUGGAGGGCAUAAAGAUCUGUUAACCCACACGCCAUCUCCAGAACCACAGAGAUAUGAAAACAAGGCAGAUCAGAAUAACCACGAUAGUGUCGAUGGAAAUAAAACACGAGAUAGGAAAGGUUCCCAUCAUCAAAAUGGUGGCUCCUCGGUACAAAUAAAUACAGAAACAGAAUAUCUAAAAACGGCAAGGAAAGGGGGAGGACAUAAAGACCUUCUCACAAUCGAACAUCAUAAGCCCAGUCCCAAGCCUAAGAAACAAGAGAGUAAGUUAGGAGACUGGUACUACCAAGAUGGAUCUGUUGUUAAAGAGAGGAAAGAAUCUCCUUCUAGUAGUCCAAGAAAGACAAGUGCUGACAAUUCACCAGCCACUACAGAAUACCUGAAAAUGGCCAGGAAGGGAGGUGGGCGUAAAGACUUGCUAAUGAUGACACCAGACAAAGCCAGUCCUAGUCCCAAGCCUAAAGAAGCCGUGAAACGAAAUACAGAUUCAACUCCAAUUAGCAGCCCCAGGAAUGGAAAUGGCACAAGUAGAGACUCGACGGACUACCUCAGGCUUGCAAGGAAAGGUGGCGGACAUACAGAUCUUCUAAGCAGUGCUCCACGGCAGGCUGCAGACAGUUUUAAUGCAGUGGAUAGUCCGCGGAGAAAAGAACCCAGUACAGACUUUUCGCUUAGAAGGAGUGCAAGUAUGCGACAUAGAGGUCCUGUAUCUGAUUAUCUUAGCACAGCUAGGAAAGGAGGUCAUCACAAAGACUUGUUAACAAUGCCAGAAACGAGUAACUUCAAGCGAGAUCAAGAAUCACGCCGUAGUCUGAGAAGCUUUAGGAGCCCAGUGAUUUCUCAAGUGGAUGGACCAUCUAGACCCAGGACAGCGGAGCCUCGCCAGUCGCAUCCAAUUUGGUUGGGAGGCUCUGGGCCCGAGAGAACGCAUAGUCCAGGAAAAAGAUUUAUUAAUCAGAAUUCAAGAUUUGCACCAUUUGCUUACCAUGAGGGGUCCCCAGGGGCUGCAAAGAAUCCCGACAAGAUUUAACAAAACAAGAGUCCAAAUUUUAUCACGCUGACAACCAGAAAAUGAACAAACGAUCCAGGCAACAAUUUAUUUAUAAUAUAAUGUAAGUAAGGUAUGCUAGAUAGUUGAUAUACUUGAGGUGUUUAGAGGACUAGUAAUAAUAAAGUGAAGUUUACAGUAAGAAGAUUUAGAUGUAUUUAGGUUAUCAGGCAAUUUAUAUAAAAUUUCCUAGUAGCAAAUGAGUCUUAGUUCUAAGCAUAUUGAUGCAAUAUUUAUUUAGUUAGAUAAUCAGUACUUGGAAAGACAGAUUUUGUGAUCUAAACAAGUUGUCUUUUAAUGAGGAUUGAAUGGAAAUGGUACAAGUAUUUAAUUUGAAUCCAAAACAAUUUUAGGAAUUGCAGAAUGUUUGCCAUCCAGGGUAGGGAGAGGUUCAUUUGUAAGCUAUUCGUUACAGUCCCCUUGGUAAUUGUAACAGACCAUUGGAUAAAUUUUGUUUUUAAAUGUAUGCAGAUAUGAAAUUGUAUGUUCUGGCACUUUUAACUUUUCGUUUAUCUUGAUUCUUUAUUCUUACUCUCUUGAAGUAACCGGCAUCUCUAUAAACUCUCUUUUUACACUUGUGUUAAACACACCUUUAUUCGUACGCAGAUUGAGUAUCGCGCUUUUGCCUUCUGUUGUUUGGAGUGAGUGCAUGAAAGCAAGUAGUUUUGUUUGAUCGUGCGAAUUUGUACUUUUCGUUUCGCAAGGAAACGUCAACAGAAUCAACGAGAGUCCGAACUUUGGUGUUUGCCGUGGAAAGUGAUGUUUAGUUUUGGUAAAUAUAUAUAUCUGAUAUUUAGGUUGUAGACUUUUCAUAUUUUGUCACAUUUUAAGUACAUAUUUACUGAGAGCGACUUUGCUCCAAGUCAGCAAGAGUCAAGGUUUACACGCAUUGUUUCAUUGCUGAUUAAACAAGGCUAGAUAUGCGAAUCUGAAUAAGGGUUGUCGCCAUUUGUUAAUGUUUCCAGUCCGUAUUUGUAAUGUUCCUAGUUUACAAUAGUGUAUCAUCAUUAGACGUAGAGGAAUAGUGAAGGCCAUUUUUGGUUAAUAUUUCAGGUUAUGUAACACAGUUAAUCUAGAUAUCUUGUAGGCUUUUAAAUAUUUGCUUUAAUUAGCUAAAUAUGUUAAGUUGAUGUCUCUAAUGAAUCAAGACCUAGCUACUAUGUUCGUAGUUUUAUGAAGUUUUAAGUAACCACGUCCGAAAUAAAAUGACAUUUUUAACAGGUUAAAUACAUGUAGUAGAGCAUUGUGUCAGAAACCCCAAGGAGCUAACACUCACAUGUUUACAAGCUGACCACACCCCUGGUAUUUCAAUAGAUAUUGGUUUGCUGUAAGCUGCGGAAAACAUGUUGAAGUUGUGAAUUAGGAAGAAAGUAGUAAUUAGGCUAAAACCACUUUUGCAUUAUUUUAAAAAGUUAACAUUUGCGUUGCGCAACUUACGAGAGAGACCAAUAUGACCUUAGUGCGUCAAGGAAAUCUGAAGUACAAAGCACGUAUAGAACAUGUUUAGGAAUAAGUAAGAACUGAUAGGGAAUAAAAAAGAAAUUCAGUAGACUGA